AUAUGCUCUUCUUCUCAGGAUAUUACAUGUAAGGCAGCUGUUGCCUGGGAGCCGCAUAAACCUCUAUCCAUUGAAACUAUUACUGUGGCUCCACCAAAAGCCCAUGAAGUUAGAAUUAAGAUUCUUGCUUCUGGUAUUUGUGAUCAGACAGCAGUGUACUGAAAGGAAUUAUUCCUUCCAAAUUUCCAGUGAUUUUGGGCCAUGAAGCAGUUGGAGUUGUUGAAAGUAUAGGGUCGGGAGUGACUUGUGUAAAACCAGGUGACAAAGUAAUCCCACUUUUUGUACCCACAAUGUGGAUCUUGCAGAGCCUGUAAAAGUUCAAAUAGCAACUUCUGUGAUAAAAAUGACAUGGGUACAAAAACAGGGCUGAUGCUGGACAUGACCAGCCGAUUUACAUGCAAAGGCAAACCAAUUUACAACUUAAUGGGUACAAGCACUUUCACUGAAUACACUGUUGUGGCUGACAUAGCAGUUGCCAAAAUAAAUCCUCAAGCCCCUCUUGAAAGUUGCCUUAUAGGAUGUGGAUUUGCCACUGGAUAUGGUGCAGCUGUAAACACUGCUAAGGUAACUCCAGGUUCUACCUGUGCUGUUUUUGGAUUGGGAGGUGUUGGCUUCUCAGCCAUAGCUGGAUGCAAAGCUGCUGGAGCUUCACGUAUUAUUGGGGUUGGAACUCACAAAGAAAAAUUUCCAAAAGCCAUUGAAAUGGGAGCCACAGAAUGCCUAAACCCUAAAGAUUUUGAUAAACCAAUUUAUGAGGUUAUUUGUGAGAAGACUAAUGGAGGUGUGGAUUUUGCCAUUGAAUGUGCUGGACGCAUUGAAACUAUGAUGAAUGCAUUGCAAUCCACUUAUUGUGGUAGCGGAGUAGUAACUGUAGUGCUUGGAUUAUCAUCUCCAAAUGAGCAUCUUACCCUUAAUCCACUCUUACUACUGACAGGGCGAUCAUUGAAAGGAUCUAUAUUUGGAGGCUUUAAAGGAGAUGAAGUCUCAAAGCUUGUAGAUGAUUACAUGAAGAAAAAAAUCAAUGUUAACUUCUUGGUGAGCACGAAAUUGACACUGGAUCAGAUCAAUAAGGCAUUUGAGCUACUCACCAGUGGACAAGGGGUUCGGAGCAUUAUGGUAUACUAA
Molecule: messenger RNA, 1125 nt
Organism: Staurois parvus
Lineage: Eukaryota; Metazoa; Chordata; Amphibia; Anura; Ranidae
Source: the annotation of a GenBank genome assembly